UUCAAUAACAUUUACAAAAACAUUUUAACAUAUCGCGAUGUCAUCUAAAAUGUUAUGCAGACGUAUAAAAAACUCAACAGACAUAUUUCUAAGACAAUAUUCCAUAAAGAAAGAUGAAACAAAACAGAUUGCACCGAAACCAGCAAAAAAACCCGUCGAUCCUCGCAGAGUUUUCAAAAUCUAUAGAUUUCCUGGUGUACUAUGCAAAGAGGAGCCAAAAGUGCAAAGCUAUGAAUUAGACGUUAGUACAUGUGGCCCUAUGUUAUUAGAUGCUUUGAUAAAAAUAAAGGAUAUGGACCCUACGUUUACGUUCCGAAGGUCUUGUCGAGAAGGCAUAUGCGGUUCUUGCGCUAUGAAUUUGCAGGGUCACAACUGUCUUGCUUGCGUAACAGAAAUUCCUCCAGAGAAAACAAUAUCAGUUUACCCCUUACCUCACAUGUACGUUAUUAGAGAUUUAGUGGUUGAUAUGACACAUUUCUUCGAAGGAUACAAAAGUAUACGGCCGUAUCUUAUCAGGAAGAAUGAGAGACCUCUGGGCCAGAGUCAAUAUGCCCAAAGUCUUAAAGACAGUUUGAAACUGGUUGGUCUUUAUGAAUGCGUACUAUGUUCCUGCUGCUCAACAGCUUGCCCCAGUUACUGGUGGAAUGGAAGGAGGUUCUUAGGUCCAGCGACACUGCUACAUGCUUACAGAUGGAUCAUAGAUUCCAGGGAUGAAGACACACAGCAAAGAUUAUAUGAUUUACGAGAUGAUUUCAAAGCUUUUCGAUGUCACACCAUAAUGAAUUGCACAUUGGCAUGUCCUAAAGGAUUGCAUCCUGCUAUGAUGAUUGCUAAGCUAAAAAGAUUGAUAUCAGCAUUGGAUAAGAAACCACCACCAGAAAUGGAUGCGAUGAAGUUUACGCCUGGAGCGGGGCUCAGUGACUGUACUAAGAAAUGUUAAAGAUGAUGUUUGAUAUUCAUUAAAUUUAAAUUGUUUUAAAAUUGGAAAUUGAUAUUUAUGAUUUAUUUUAUAAAUAUAUAUUACUCUGUACUUAAGCAUUCUGUAUAUCUGUGUGUGUCAUAUUUUGUAUUUCUUUUAUGUUAACUGCAUGUGACUCCUCUGGUUUUUCAGGCGCCCAUAGUCUACGGUAACCGUUCACCACUAUGUGGGCAUUACUUGUCAUUACUGUGGUAUAAAAAGAAGUAAUAAAACGAUGUUACUUAAUACUCUGAUACUUAUAGUAAUAAAACUAAAAUGUGGUAAGAUACCAUGAUUUUUAUUAAUUA
This is a messenger RNA of Achroia grisella, 1266 nucleotides long. Its product is annotated as succinate dehydrogenase [ubiquinone] iron-sulfur subunit-like. NCBI's taxonomy places the organism in Eukaryota, Metazoa, Arthropoda, Insecta, Lepidoptera, Pyralidae. Bases 38 to 940 code for a protein of 300 amino acids. Gene Ontology annotation, biological process: aerobic respiration; respiratory electron transport chain; tricarboxylic acid cycle. The transcript has a single exon. The record is from RefSeq and is a predicted model, not a curated record. Gene Ontology annotation, molecular function: 2 iron, 2 sulfur cluster binding; electron transfer activity.